AUGCCAAUCUCGCGUUGCUUGAAGUCCAAACCAUUCGCGUUCUCCCUGAGACAUGCGAGGCAAACGAGCAAGCGAGCGUUCUCCGCUACAGCGUAUGAGGAUAGUGAUGUGGUGAUUGUGGGUGGUGGACCAGCAGGUCUUGCACUAGCCAAUGCUCUUGGUGCAGCCAGGCCAAUUGCGGAGCGACUCAAAGUCACCCUCAUAGAAGCCGGUGACCUAUCAAAAAUUAGAUACUGGAAUCCUUUAUCCAGUGCUUUCUCAAACCGGCCCACAGAUACCGGGGCAUGGUCUCACGUCGAUGAAUCACGGACUAUGCCCAUUGGAGAGAUGCAAGUCUGGGAUGGGCUCUCUGAUGCACGCAUCACAUUCUCAGCAUCUGAUAUAAGUGUAGCUGGUAAAGAUGCUCCUGGAGAGAUGGCCCGCCUUACAGAAAAUCUCAACCUUCAGCGCGCUCUUCUCCAUAGUCUCGCAAAUAGACCGUCCAUCGAACUAGUCGACAAAGUCCGAGUUCAAUCUAUCCAGCAAGACGAGCGAGAGCACGGAGGAAGGUGGCCUCUGGUCUAUCUGUCUGACGGACGGGCUAUACGCGCCAGAUUACUGGUUGGUGCCGAUGGUUUCAAUUCUCCUGUACGCUCAUAUGCAGGCAUCCAAUCCUACGGUUGGGCAUACGACGCGCAGGCUAUUGUAGCUACAUUGAACCACCAUCCUCGGACAAUGCUUGAGCCUCCAAAUACCAUCGCCUACCAGCGUUUCCUACCAACCGGCCCUAUCGCGUUUCUUCCCCUCUCUCCCACCACUUCGUCACUAGUUUGGUCUACGAAACCUCAUUUGGCCAAGACACUUUUGGAAGCAGAUCCCUCUACACUGGCGACCAUGGUCAAUGCUGCCUUCCGUCUCCCUAAUAUCUCAUUGAGAUACAUCUAUGAAAGAUUUCUCGAUAACCAUACGUCAGGCGUUACGCUGACACCCGAAGACUUGUACUCGGAGAUCAGUUUUCGUGAGCGUUCACACGGGGUAAAUCCGCACUCUGCAUACUCUUCAAUGACUAUGCGAGCAGUACUAGGGGGAGUCCCGCCUUCGGAUGCCGGAGCACUCCCACCAUUUGUAACCUCAAUUCAACAAGGGACAGCUGCUUCAUUCCCAUUGCGUUUUAGUCACGCGGAUACAUAUAUCGGCGAAGGUCAAGGUACACGGACUGUAUUGGUUGGAGAUGCGGCACACACUGUCCAUCCACUGGCCGGCCAAGGGCUUAACAUGGGUCUAGGAGAUGUAGAAGCCCUCGUGAAUUGCAUUGAGACAGCAGUCAUUCAUGGUGGAGAUGUAGGCUCACACACAGCACUCUUUCCAUACGCCCGUGCUCGUUAUUUGGAGAACCACAAAGUGAUGUCUGCUGUAGACAAGCUCCACAAGUUGUACUCCUCCACCGCAGAACCCAUCGUAUGGGCACGCUCUGUCGGUGUCGAGGUCCUGAAUGAAUUGGACACUAUCAAGGCGGCAAUUAUGAUGACUGCGGGAAGCACUCGCAACCACCGACAGGAUUCACAAGGUGCUAGCCGAAGUGUGGCAGUGAGUGGUGUCGAAAAUCUUGCGAAAGGCGUGAGCGCCUUAGGUACAAUGGCGGAGGGCUUUGUUGAUGUCGUCGGAGUGGGCGUACAAGGUAUACUAAGACAGUUGUCGAGUUCAAGUAGACGGUAA
Molecule: messenger RNA, 1695 nt
Organism: Fibroporia radiculosa
Lineage: Eukaryota; Fungi; Basidiomycota; Agaricomycetes; Polyporales; Fibroporiaceae
Exons: 6
Coding region: 1-1695 (564 amino acids)
Biological process (GO): ubiquinone biosynthetic process
Cellular component (GO): mitochondrion
Molecular function (GO): FAD binding; oxidoreductase activity, acting on paired donors, with incorporation or reduction of molecular oxygen, NAD(P)H as one donor, and incorporation of one atom of oxygen; 2-octaprenyl-6-methoxyphenol hydroxylase activity
Source: RefSeq, a predicted model, not a curated record